CCUUCCCCUCUGCGGCUGGUGCGAAGCUUUGGCCUCAAGCUUCUCUUCUCCGCCCUUCUUUUCUUCGCUUUAGUUUAUCGGUGAAAAGAGAGGAGGGGAUCCGCCAAAAAGGACAAGAUUCUCCGUCUCCUCUCCUUUUCUUUCUCCUUCUUUUCCUCUAUUAUGCCUUUGUCUUUACCUCCUGACCUAAUUUUUCCCCUCCCCUGCUGUUCGAUUUGUCCUCCUCUCUAUCUUCAUCCCUCGUUUCUAUCAUCUCCUCUAGUCUAAUCUCGUGUAAGAUCGUCGCUUGCCUUCUUGUUUUGUCCAAUUGAUUUAUCUGCGAUUCUUUGAUUUUGAAUUUGUUUUUCCCACUGGCUUGGUAUGUCUUGUUUCUGCGUUUUGUUCCGUUUCUGCGCUGAUUUGUUUUUGUUUUCAUAAAUCUGGGAUUUGUUGAUAAGAAUUUGUCGUUGGAUUGUAGAUUUACUGUUGGAUAUCGGUGUGCAAGUGUGGGAAUCUUGUGAUGCUUCUUUUCCUUGCUUCAUCUCCACGAUCUGUGAAUUUUGACGACUUGGAAUUCGCUUUCACUUACGUAAUUCGCUGCAUGCUUCUUCCAUUGGACGUUUUCUUAUUAUUUCGAUCCUCGCCGUUCCAUUACCUGGAAGCCUUGGCUUCAAAAUCGCAAUUUUUUGACUCGAAAUCAGUGCUGACUGGUGCGUUCCUGUUGAAGCAACCAUUCCUGGUAAAUUUUGAUAUACUGAUUGCCUGAAGCAAGCAUAAUUGGGAUGAAUUGGUGAUUGGGUUCCGGUAUUUCAUCUCCUGCCGCUGGCAAAAUUCUAGUUUUGGAGCCGAGGAGAGGAAAGGGCUUUGUUUGGGGUUAAGGGAGUCCAAGUAAAAUAAAGCUUCUAAUGGCUGACCGCAGUCGUACAUUCUCGAUCGAAGAGCUGCCGGCACAUUUAAUUCUGGAGAUAUUGAGCUCAGGCCGUCUGGGUGCUGCUGACCUUGCAUGCUUGGAAACAACAUGCCAGAUGUUCAGGGGAAGCCAUGGGAUUUGCCCCAGCAAAUUCCGGUCGAUGGUUGAAUUUGCGGCAUUCCACAUCUGCCAGGCACACUCGAUUUUUACUUCCCUGCAUCCAAAUGCACGGAAAGAUCUUCUUGAUCGCUGUGGUGGGAACUGGAAGAAGGUUCUGAGGUUCUUGCAGUCUGUGGAGCAGUCUUCUGGAACCAUUGAGACAUCAACAGGCAAUAUGCAGGUUACUACAGGAAGAUACCAUACACUCUUAAUUCAUGAUUCAUCAGUCUACGCUUGUGGGUCCAGUAUAUGUGGAGUGCUUGGUCAUGGUCAAGAUACCACUCAGUGUGUGGCAUUUAGCCGUGUUAAUUUUCCCUCCCUUUCUCGUGUAAUCCAUGUUUCAGCCUCUCACAACCAUGCAGCAUUUGUUAUGCAGUCUGGAGAGGUGUUUACUUGUGGAGAUAAUUCAUCAUUUUGUUGUGGCCAUGGAGAAGUACGGCGCACGAUAUUUAGGCCUACUCGUAUUGAAGCACUGAAUGGGAUUCCCUGCAAGCAGGUUGCCACUGGGCUGAGUUUCACAAUAAUACUUACAAGGCAAGGUCAAGUUUACACAUGUGGAAAUAACGCACAUGGCCAGCUUGGACUUGGUGAUACUAUAGACAGGCCUACUCCUAGGAAUGUUGAGCUGUUUGAAGGUCUUGGUCGUGUAGUUCAGGUUGCUGCAGGUUCAAGUUACACCUUUGCUGUAACAGAAGAUGGGACAGUUCAUUCUUUUGGUUCUUGUAGCAAUUUUUGUUUAGGCCAUGGUGACCAGCAUGAUGAACUUCUUCCUCGGGCAAUACAGUCAUUCAAGAGGAGGAAUAUCCAUGUAGUACGUGUUUCUGCAGGUGAUGAACAUGCAGUGGCACUUGAUUCUAGUGGAUAUGUUUACACUUGGGGUAGGGGCUAUUGUGGUGCCCUAGGCCAUGGUGAUGAGAAUGACAAGACGAACCCAGAAUUAUUGUCUAGUCUGAGGGGCCAUCUAGCUGUGCAGGUUUGUGCAAGGAAAAGAAAAACUUUUGUUCUCACGGACAUGGGCUCUGUUUUUGCUUUUGGAUCGAUGGGUUUUGGGAGUUUAGGCUUUUCCGAUCGGGGAAGCUCAGACAAAGUUAUGAAGCCCUGGAUCCUCGAUAGCCUCCGGUCCCACUACAUCUCUCAGAUUAGCACUGGCCUGUAUCACACUGUUGCGGUCACCAACAGAGGUCUGGUGUUCGGGUUUGGGGACAAUGAAAGAGCUCAGCUUGGGCAUGAGCGGAUAAGAGGCUGCCUAAAACCAACAGAAAUUAUGGUUCAAAGGACAGUAGAUGAUAUUGCUAUUGCAGCAAAAAGUGGGUGAGAAUAGAAGACGCCUUUGACCCAAAUGAAGUGUGCAUGUUGUAGUAUUAGUUCUGUUUACUAUGCUUUUGUUUAGCUCGUAAGGAAUUUGUAAUUAUCUUGGAUCAUAUUCUAUUAUCCAUGUAGUUUGAUGGGAAAGUCAAGCUGACAGUUAUUCUUGCAGUUAAAGAAGAACAGUAUUGCUAGUCGCAGAUGUGUUCAAGUAUCAAAGGAAAUUGCAUCAUGUUUCAGUUUAUUCCUAAGAUGAUUUAGUGUCUGAUCUUUUCUAAAACCAGUCUCCAGAUGAAGUUACAUUACAUGAAAGCUUAAAAAUUGCCUGUCAUUAUUACUGUUUUGCAAUUGUUACCAUGUUGGAACUAUUUUACCCGCCUAGGUAGUUGGAACAAAAUUGCAGAUUAUCAGAUUCUGAAAAUGACACCCUUCAAUGGGUGAAUUUAGAAUUUGUUGUCAAAAAACUCUGCUAGGUUCUGUCAUUAUGUGUGCUUGCUGACAUGCUAAGAACUGCAAUUUUCAAGUCUUCUUGUUACAGGCAAUUUAUAUUUACUAGUUGCUACUUGCUAGUUUUUGAUAAUUUUUACCUUUUUCUGUGCACAAAAGCGGGCUAUGCCCAUGGUGUCAUUCAUAGAGUGAAAACGUACAGGUAAUAUUUACACAACCAAAACACAUGGGUGCCAACAUAAUGGUAAACCAGUAUGCAAAAGAACCCAUCUGGCAAGUACAAAUGCUUCCCAACGCGUGGAUGCAGUAGUAUGAAAGCAAAUGCAAUCAGAUAAGGCAUCAUGUCCAAUCAGCUUCCCUCUCAGAGGCAAUUCGCAUAACGUUUGAAGAAAGAAAGGUUGUUGACAUGACCGGGAACAAUAAAUUGUUGGGAAACUGGUUCCCAGAAUAUGUGGAGUUAUGUGGAGCACUUUUUGGGAACACCAUGAACGUGUUCAAAGAUUUCAGACGGGACUGGUACAACAUCCAUAUUCUGAAGGGAAGUCUAAACUAUGAAUUUUAGCUGAUCAUGAUCUCCAUGUCCAUUGGGUCAAUUGUUAAAGCUUCUACAGUACAGCAUUCAACAUAGCUAUAUGCCUCUUUUCAGGUUUAGAGUUCAUAUGGUUGCGAACCGUAGAAGGAGACAAGUCAUUCUGCAGAAAGAUCUGUCUUUAUUUUAGUGUUCCUGGGCAGAAAAGCCUCUCAUCUUGAUUUAAUUUGUUCACUAUUUUUAAGAAAAGUGGGCUGUAGUGAGAUGGGUUCGGUUGAUAAUGUGAAUGACAUCGUGGAGGUAUGUUGGGA
This is a messenger RNA of Elaeis guineensis (African oil palm), 3640 nucleotides long. RefSeq names its product ultraviolet-B receptor UVR8. NCBI's taxonomy places the organism in Eukaryota, Viridiplantae, Streptophyta, Magnoliopsida, Arecales, Arecaceae. The record is from RefSeq and is a predicted model, not a curated record.